Parnassius mnemosyne (clouded apollo) is the source of this 465-nucleotide messenger RNA. NCBI's taxonomy places the organism in Eukaryota, Metazoa, Arthropoda, Insecta, Lepidoptera, Papilionidae. The record is from the annotation of a GenBank genome assembly.
AUGACUAUUUUUAAAGUUUUAGGAAAGACUUGUGGUUUUUUUGGCUACGUUAUACAGUAUGCUUGUAUUACCCAUUGUACCUUUGAAUAUAUUGGAGAUUUUGUAAUGUGCUCUGGGCCAUCAAUGGAGCCAACUUUGGAAUCAAACAAUAUUUUAUUGACCGAACAUUUAACACCAAGGUUACAAAGAUUGCGACGUGGAGAUAUUGUUAUAGCUAAAAGUCCUUCAAAUCCAAAGCAAAAUAUCUGUAAAAGAAUAACUGGAUUACCAGGUGAUAAAGUUAAAGGUCACUUUCCUAAGCGAAGCCAAGUUGUACCAAGGGGACAUGUAUGGCUCGAAGGGGAUAACUCAACAAAUUCAUCAGAUUCAAGAUUAUAUGGUCCAGUCCCACAGGGUCUGAUACGAAGUCGAGUAGUUUGUCGAGUUUGGCCUCUGAACAAAAUUAGCUCAUUGACUGAAUAUUGA